AUGAGCCACGCAGUAUUUGUACCUUUUGCCGCCUGGGGCCACGUCCGACCUCUCCUCCACCUUGUCGUCCAGCUCGUCACACUCCACCCCCAGCUCAAGGCUACUAUCCUUCUCUGCCCGACGGUUGCCCCGCGGGUCCACAAGGAGCUCGCUUCGGCCAACCUCUCUCACACACGCAACACCACCGACGGCGCGUCCGCUCUCGGCCGAGUGCAGCUUGUCGAAGUGCAAGUCAAGGAUGCGGGCACCAACGAGCCCGGAAAGCCGAAGGACCUCGUCGCUGACAUGGCUGCCGACGCCAUCGCCUAUGCGGAAGCUAUCUCUGGGUAUCUUGCUGCUCUGUUCGGCGAAGGCGCUCCGGGGGCGCCCAUCCUGGGAGACAAGUUCAAGGACAUCAAGCCGAACAUGGUCAUCUUCGACAUGUUCCAGUCUUUCGUUCUCGCUGUCGUCCAUCAACUGUCGGAGCAGUCUGGAGGCAAGAUUGGCAAGAUCCCGGUCUUUGCAUUCGUACCGUCUGGCCCUACUUCUAUGAUCCAUCACUUGGCCAAGGAGGAGUACGGUGGCUUCAUCGGACCUAUAUCUCGCAAGGUCGAAGAGGCAGUCGCCGAGGGACAAGACCCUAUGCCCAUGAUUGCUGCUAUCCUGGGCAAGGCGCCUGUCCUGGCGAUGUUCGCCAUGUUCCAGACAUUCUGGUCUCCUUAUCUCACCGGCACGAUCGGUACCGCGGUCGAGGAGAUGGAGACGGAGGCCAAGCUGUUCUUCGAGCAGCAUCUCGGGAAGCCGUGGCUCUUUGUUGGCAUCCAAUACCCCGAGAACUUCUGA
Dioszegia hungarica is the source of this 822-nucleotide messenger RNA. RefSeq lists its product as uncharacterized. Bases 1 to 822 code for a protein of 273 amino acids. The transcript has 6 exons. The record is from RefSeq and is a predicted model, not a curated record. Lineage: Eukaryota; Fungi; Basidiomycota; Tremellomycetes; Tremellales; Bulleribasidiaceae.